AUGUCGAUGGUCGUACUCACAAUAACUACUAUUACUAUUAUGCUAAAAAUUACUCCAGGAAUACAAGAAAGAUGUCCGCCGAUUGAAUCUGAGGUAUAUCAAGUAACUGUAAUGAGUUCAGGUUCGUCGACGAUCGAUGGUUGUGCCUACAUUAACUACAAUUCUAGUGAUAUAAUACAACAAUCAUUUAGCUUGUGGUUUGGUGAUCAACAUGGCGAGCAACGUUGUCGUGAUCACGUUACGCAUAAAAACUACUAUUUUGGUAUGAAAUAUUUACAUUUUUACUGUUUGACAAAAUCGCUUUUACUGUCAGAAGAUGUCAAGAAUGAACGUUUGUACAUUAAGUUAUACGAUGAAGAUUCUAAUAUGACGGAAAGAUCUAAUCACAGAUGUGCAUUAUACGAGAUGGCUAACGAAAAUGCCGCUACAUUCAGGAUAGCGAUUAGCAGGCAUGAUUCGUGUGUUGGCUUGUUAGACGUGCUUUCUCGCCCACAGUUGAUGAUCCCCGAGAAUAACAAGGAGUAUAUAUUCCUACUAUUUAACAAGACUAAACUUGACGAGACAACAACAUCGCCGGUGGUUGAUAUGACAACCACUGAGUCCAUAGAGUCAAUAGCUAAGCGAUACGAGAGACGAGGUUACAUUCUACAGAAUUUCGGAAAUCGACCCAACCCAUUCAGGAAGACCAAGAGGAGUGCCGUGAUUCAAGACAGUAACAAGAGUUUCAGUACACAGUCAAACGCGAAUGAUAACGUUGAUAUUACUAAGACGACUACUCCUAUGGACAAAGAUAAACCACAUCAACGAUCGUCAAUUGUAGUCAUGCAGCAACUCUUCAAAUUACCGAUCAAGCGUAGGCGCUCAUUCAACGCAACAUCAAAUUUGUGCUCAGAUAUUACAGGCUUUAGUUGGAUUCAAUGUUCUGGAUAA
This is a messenger RNA of Melanaphis sacchari, 930 nucleotides long. RefSeq lists its product as uncharacterized. NCBI's taxonomy places the organism in Eukaryota, Metazoa, Arthropoda, Insecta, Hemiptera, Aphididae. The record is from RefSeq and is a predicted model, not a curated record. The transcript has 5 exons. The coding region runs from base 1 to 930 and encodes 309 amino acids.